AUGCCAUCCCCGAAGGUCAAGGCAGCGCGGCGCGCGGCCGCGCGCCGCGUCCUCGCCCUCCCGCUCCCCCCUCCCCUUCCCGCAACUCUCCCUCCAAGCACCCCGCUCGCCGGUCCGGGGCCGUCCAGCGCGCGAUGGUACGGCUCGGCUACCGCCCCGCGCCAGUCCGCCUUCUCCGACUUCUUCUCGCGCCGGCGUCGGCGGGCACCGCAGCAGGAGGAAUCACCCGCCGCGGCCGUGCUGGCGUCCCUCGCCUCGGGGAGGACAGGGGCCAUCAACACCGCGUACUUUGCGCUCUUGGACGCCCGGCGCCAGCUGUCCGCCGAGGACGCCGCGAGCGUAAUGGAAGCCCUGGCGACACGUGCCGACCCACGGGCGUUCUCCCUCCUCGAGCGGGUGUACGCCGCCCUCGAAAGCGUGCACGGUGUCACCCCGAGCGAACGACACUACGCGGCGAUGAUCACCGGCCUCGCGACGGCCGGGCGCGCGCGCGACGCCUUGGCUUUCGCAAGAGAGACGGGCAGCCCCGUGCCGUUUGACGCCGUUGCAGCUGCCGCGGCGCUGCACGAACCCGACGCGUUCGACGAGGUGAUCACCGCUGCGAAAGCAGCAGGGCAGCUGAGCGAGCGGCUGUACGCACCGCGAUUCGAGGCGCUGCUCGACCGGCGGGCCGCCAAGAGCAUGAGCGACGUCGACGCCAUCGCGGCCGCGAUGGACAGCGACGGGCUGACUCUGGGCCCGUGGUGCGAGGUGUCGCUCGCGCGCGUGUACCUCGUCCUCGGGGAGAACGAGCGCGCCGCCGCGCUCGUCGGCAGCUGGGCGCCCGAGACGGCCGAGCCCGAGCUCGCGCCGGCGCUGUACGACGCCGCACUGGCAGUGUACAUGGGUGUGGGGGACACGGCGGCCGUCGAGCGCGUCGUGGCUGCCAUGUCGCGCACGUUCGGCACCCCCGGCGGCGCGUACCCCCGUGCGCUCGAGUACCUUGUCCGGUCACGACUGGGCGGCGACCUGAGCAGCGCGAACAGCAUCAUUGAGGCGGCUGACGCCGUCGGCCGCGCAUCUGCGCGCGACCUGCCGCCUUCGGCGUGGCAGCGGGUCAUCCUCGGCGCGCUCGAGGGCCCAGGGGGCCUGCAGACCGCGUUCGAGGUGUACACUGCUGCACGGACCCGCGCGACGGUCAUCGACGCGACGCUUGCGCAGGCGCUCGUCGAGGCGCUCGCGUGGCCUCCUGCUGCCGAGGGUAGCGCGCGCGCGACCCCGCGGCUCGCCGAAGCCAUGGAGGUGUACGGCGACCUGAUUACCGCUGCCGACGGCGACCGGAGCGUCGAGGCGCUGCAGCCCACCGCGCGGCUGUACCUGCCCCUCCUGCGCGCGUGCGCGGCCCUAGGGACGGAGGCGCACGCAACCGCGCUGCAGCUCCUCGCCGACAUCAAGGACCGCGGCGCGCACUUCCCCCCGGUCAAGAACCGCAGCCACCAGAUCACGGAGCUCAUCGUCGACCUGAUGCGCAGCGCGGGCGGCCACCCCGAAGCGCACGCAGCGUACCGGGCCGUGCGCGCGGCGUGGCCGUACCCGCUCUCGCGGGCGCAGCACGACACGAUCGUGACGCAGUUCCUCAAGCUCGAGUACCCCGACUCUGUCGUCUCCAAACCAGAGUUUGUCUUCUCCCUCAUGGACGACAUGCGCGCAGAGGGCUACCACCCCGGCACGCUGGUCCUCACGACCCUGCUGAGCAAGUACGCUGCGCUGUGCAAGCGCAUGCAGAGGCAGUACAGGGACGCGCCGGCCGAGCUCUCGUUCCGCCUGCAGGCGCUGCUGUCCGCCACGCGCGACGUGCAUUCGCUCGUGUCGCUCGACGCGCUCAUCGAGGUCGACGUGCCGCUGCUCACGGCGCUGAUGGACGCGCUGUCCAGCGCAGGCGUGUACGAGGAGGCAAUGGAGGUGUGGGACCAGAUUGUGCGCCGGCGCGAGGGCACGCCGCCCGAGGACGCGGCCCGCCUCUUCGGGCCGGCGAUCUCCGUCGCCCUCGACACGUGCGGGUUCUAUGGCAACCUGCCGCGCGCGCGCAAGAUCUGGCACUGGGCCCAGCGCCACGACCUCCGCACCGACCGCCACUACCUCGCCUGGGUCGAGUGCCUGCUCCGCUGCGGCAAGCUCGACGAGGCGCUAGACGUCAUCACGGGCAUGUUGCGGCCCAGCAAGGAGAUUGCCGCGCUGCCGCUCAAGCUGUACCGCAGCACUGAGGACAUUAAUCUUAUCAGGGAGAGACUGAGUGAGCGUUUCCCCGAAUGGUGGGACGAGCUCGCUGCCAGUGUCAACCUGUAA
Molecule: messenger RNA, 2325 nt
Organism: Vanrija pseudolonga
Lineage: Eukaryota; Fungi; Basidiomycota; Tremellomycetes; Trichosporonales; Trichosporonaceae
Exons: 2
Coding region: 1-2325 (774 amino acids)
Molecular function (GO): protein binding
Source: RefSeq, a predicted model, not a curated record